Raphanus sativus (radish) is the source of this 891-nucleotide messenger RNA. Its product is annotated as protein CENTRORADIALIS-like. The record is from RefSeq and is a predicted model, not a curated record. Gene Ontology annotation, cellular component: nucleus; cytoplasm. The coding region runs from base 128 to 655 and encodes 175 amino acids. The transcript has 4 exons. Gene Ontology annotation, biological process: negative regulation of flower development; vegetative to reproductive phase transition of meristem. NCBI's taxonomy places the organism in Eukaryota, Viridiplantae, Streptophyta, Magnoliopsida, Brassicales, Brassicaceae.
UCCAAUCCUCCAAAGCAAGCCCAAGCUUGUCAACACAUACCCACAAUCUCAUCAACCAUCGAAACGUUUUUAAUCUUUCAAACUUAUUAUCUGUUUCUUCGUCUGAAUUCUUAAAGAAGCAAUCGAGAUGGCCCGAAUUUCUUCAGACCCGCUUAUGGUUGGGAGGGUGAUUGGAGACGUUGUGGACAAUUGUUUGCAGGCAGUGAAAAUGACAGUGACCUAUAACUCCGACAAGCAAGUCUACAAUGGCCAUGAACUUUUCCCUUCUGUGGUUACAAACAAACCUAAGGUCGAAGUUCAUGGGGGUGACAUGAGAUCAUUCUUCACUUUGGUCAUGACUGAUCCUGAUGUUCCUGGACCUAGUGAUCCUUAUCUGAGGGAGCACUUGCACUGGAUUGUUACGGAUAUCCCAGGGACAACCGACGUGACAUUUGGAAAGGAAAUAGUAGGGUACGAGAUGCCUCGGCCAAACAUAGGGAUCCACCGGUUUGUGUAUUUGCUUUUCAAGCAGAACCGUAGAGGAAGUGUGAUUUCUGUGCCGUCUUAUAGAGACCAAUUCAACACUCGAAUGUUUGCACAUGAGAACGAUCUCGGCCUCCCCGUUGCAGCUGUUUUCUUCAAUUGCCAACGUGAAACCGCUGCUAGACGCCGCUGACUGACUUCCGCCCUCCGUUCCCGGACAAUAUCGGUUGUUCCAUGAAUUCAACAUAUUAGUUACGGGAAGCAGAUUUCUAUUAUCAUAUUUAUAUAUGUGUGUUGUACUGUUUGUGAUCUGAAUAAACUUGGCUUUUCUUGUUACUCAUUUUGAUCGUUGUUUUAAUCUUUUGAAUGUACAUGUAUUAUAACUGAUAUUUCUUGCUACUUACGUUAAAAUAUAUAGUUGUACUAGGG